Messenger RNA from Colletotrichum abscissum, 684 nucleotides. RefSeq lists its product as uncharacterized. The annotation marks the transcript as partial. Lineage: Eukaryota; Fungi; Ascomycota; Sordariomycetes; Glomerellales; Glomerellaceae. The transcript has a single exon. The record is from RefSeq and is a predicted model, not a curated record.
UUCAUCUCAUCUCAUCUUGCCUUACUAUCUCGUACCUACCUACCCGAAGACGAGGCAAGCACCUCGGAAUCCAAUGCAGCUUUUGUCGUUGUAUUCGUAAAGGGCACUGCGUAUUCGCGCGUUCUUCUCGCCAUUGCAGACACUGCAAGUCAGGCUGCAAACACGAGCUGUGCCGCAAUUCAUCGCAUCUCUGACUGCCCACCUGCAUUGAACACUGAAUGCUCCAGAUCAAAACAAACGGCCGCUUCUGAGCAACAUCGCUUCCAAAAGAAAGAAAGAGAAAAAAAAAAAGGGGAAUCCUCGCUCAUUUAUCCAUCCACUCGCCGCCUUCCCCGAGUCCCUCCCUUCUCCAACACUCACUUUUCGGGCCUAGCACAACAGCCCGCGUCAGUAAGCCGCCAUUCCCACUUGAGCACGCAUCCGACCUGCAAGAAGGAUUCCGAUCCUGCACACACCCACGAGUAUCCGUACGACAUCUCCAACCAGCGGCCUAUUCCCCCCUUGCGGUUUUGGCGGUUUACCCCCUUGUCCCUGGGUAGAUUAGCGCCAUCUGUCAAGGAGCAACGCAACGCCAAGCUCGCCAAGCUCCCGCCGUCUUUGCCUUCUGGCGUCCUUUUUGCCGCCAAACCCAAUUUCGAGUCGACUCGAGUCGAGUUCCCUCUUCUGUGUAGCCGGUACGGCUAG